Molecule: messenger RNA, 1093 nt
Organism: Saccostrea echinata
Lineage: Eukaryota; Metazoa; Mollusca; Bivalvia; Ostreida; Ostreidae
Exons: 3
Coding region: 38-1093 (351 amino acids)
Source: RefSeq, a predicted model, not a curated record
AAUCCUGACGAUUUUUGAUGAUUCUUUGAUCCCAGAUAUGAAUUAUGGAUAUGUUACGCCGGACUUUUCCGAUGCAGAUAUACCUUUAGAUGAUGGGAUUGAUUAUGAUGGAGAUCUUACCUCGAAUCUUGAGGAGUUUCGGAGUAACAGUGUCAUCAGUACCCGCAGUCUUUGUUCUGCACUGGGAAGUCAUAUGGAAAUUAGAGCAAAAAGUCAACACCUUCAUGACGCCACCAUUCCACCCCCACAAGAUUACGAGGUCCCCCUCCAUCAGCUUCGAGGAUUGAGAGGGAUGUACCGCACAGAAAACCUCCCACAGGCAAAAGAUGUAAAGACAAAAAACCUUAUCAACUACUUAUUAAAAAGCGAGUCUAGUGUGUACAGAUCGAGGAAAGAUCGCCCAUUGCUUUCUGCGAGUGUUCGAAACACACAACGAUCACAGAACAGUCCCUUCCACUUCCAGUUCCCUGUAAGAAGGGAACAAACUCUGCCUGCAAUACACCUUAAAUCUCGACUUAACAAAACAGUCACUCCAAGGAAGUUCCAAAUUCCUAGAAUAGAACUACAUAGCCCUGAUCCUAUUGAAGCACAUGCUUUUUCCAGCAGACUUCUUCGACGACCAGCUGUUAGACCUACAAGUCCUAUAAGCGAUUCAGACCCGUUGUUCUUCAAAUUCACACAGACGAUUGACCUUAAACCCAAAGUUUUUAAAACCCCACAGGAGCAAGAAGCUUAUUACGAGGAUAAAUAUCCUCUCCUUCUUCAUGCUAACCCUAGCGAUGCCAAAACACCACGUAAACCAAAGGAACCAAAGAGAGCGGAAGUUAUCGAAGAUCCGGUUUUAGAGCGCAGACUCACAGUGAUAUCUAAAUUAGACCAUCUUAAGGAAGCUGUAGAUGGUUUAGAGAAAGAGACAGAUGAUUGCGAAUUUCUUACAGAACUCAGGGACCCUGUUUUUGACCCGACAACAUUUCCAUGGAAUCGACCGGAGCAUAAACCUGAUGAAGUUCCCCAAACCCCAGCUGUGACCCCCUUUAGUAGCCAUAGUUCAUCCGAAAGCUCUAGUCAUUCGAGUAGUCCUCGAGAUCGAUGA